This is a messenger RNA of Malassezia sympodialis ATCC 42132, 516 nucleotides long. RefSeq lists its product as uncharacterized. The transcript has 2 exons. Gene Ontology annotation, molecular function: phosphatidylinositol-3-phosphate binding; ubiquitin binding; metal ion binding. Gene Ontology annotation, biological process: protein transport to vacuole involved in ubiquitin-dependent protein catabolic process via the multivesicular body sorting pathway; protein targeting to vacuole. Lineage: Eukaryota; Fungi; Basidiomycota; Malasseziomycetes; Malasseziales; Malasseziaceae. Gene Ontology annotation, cellular component: ESCRT-0 complex. The record is from RefSeq and is a predicted model, not a curated record. The coding region runs from base 1 to 516 and encodes 171 amino acids.
AUGACGAGCCCUUCGACGCCAUCCACUCUGAGGCCUCUUGCAACCAAGUCAAAGACACAUACGCAUACGCAACGCACGCUAGAGGUUGACACAAUGGACCUCGACAAUAUCCUUACCUUUUCCCAGACCGUGUCCUACCCAGAAGCAGCGUGGAAACAGACAGUUCCUAUGAAAGGGCUGCCUCUCCCUAUCCAGAAUAUGCAAGAUAAGGCCUCCGCUUCUCGUGGAAGACUGUUUUCAUCCCCUCUUGCUACGUAUUCGAGUGGCACAACUCUAGAUCAUUCGUCCAAAUCUGGAGAUCCGUUACCUGCGGUCCCUGUAGGCCAGGAAGUGCCAUCGUCGCCUCCAUUACCGCAUCAUGACUGUUCAGCCGGACCUACUCCAUUUCUACCAGAUUUUAACUAUACCCAAGCGCCUCAUAUGAACGCGACUGACACAUCAGAACAUGCUGCCCAGCCUGGAAAUGAUAGUUUGCAGGGAACCAGGCAAGAGGAAGCGCUGCUAAUUGAUUUAUAG